GUCUCCCAGACCACUGAUCUGGCAUCCCAUUCACAAUGUUCUUCAUCUGGACGCUGCAUAUGAACGUGUUUGCUCUGCUGGUCAGGACCACCGCAGCUGACCAAUGCCCACUUCACGAUGUCAAACCUGGGACUGUCUCUCCCGUGAUGGAUUCUUUGCAGUGCCACAAUGACUAUGUGACCCAUGUGCAAUGCACGUGGGAAGAAGAUCCACUCAUUCAUUCACAAGCCGCAGAAAACUCCUCACUCCUUUACUGGGAUACUGAUGUAAAAACACUUUGUGUUUCUCUCGGACCUGGUGUUGUUUUAUCCAAUGGGAAGAUCUCUCACAGCUGUCGCUACAACACUGGGAGGUUUAGCCUUGCAACCGAUCACAAAGUCUACUUCAAUGUAACCUGUAAGUCAAGAGGACUAUCUCUCAGUGUAGCCCAGCACGGAAAAGUUCUGGCCCCGAUUGACUUGACUGAGAAAAUGGCUAAUGGCGCAGGUCAUGUGGUGUCAUGGAGAAGCCCGUAUCCUGCAUCCUCAAAUAUUACACCAACGCUCACGUAUCAGCUUCAGUACCGCAUAUCUGGCCAAGACUGGACUGUUGUGUAUAAUGGCAGUAACAACGAGUAUAUAAUCGACAAGCAACCGUUGCCAGGUUACAUUUACCAAGCCAGAGUGAGGGCCCGGGGUCCUUUAGGAAUGUGGAGCAACUGGAGCCCACUGGUGUCCUGGAGAUCCCAAGAUGAUGAAGUCUUUAAUCUGCAGUGUGAGAUAAAAGGAGAAACGGACGUGACGUGCAGCUGGCAGAUGAAGACAGUCAACUUUCAAUUCAUAUCUUAUCAUCUGUGGUGCAGUCACAAUGAUAACACUCUAGUCCCCAAGCCAUCAAAGUGUUGUCCAAAUCCUCUGCUAAAGCCGAAAGAUGCUGGGAUAACGGAGUUUAUUUGUUCUGUAAAGACACCUGACCCUUACCUGUUAACAGUUGAGCUGAGACCCGUGUACAACUCAAAAACAUUCAGCACUUCACAAAACGUUCACCCUCCACAACCCGACCCCGUGCAGGUGAAAGUGAGAGAUGGUGUUUUCAGUCUGAGCUGGAUUAUAGAUUGGUCUGCUGACAUAGAAUUCUUCGUCCAGCUGAAAAUCUCAAACAGUGAGACAUCAGUGCUCUAUAAUCUAACUGGAAAUGAAGGGUUUGAGAUUCCAUCAAGCUCUCUAGAUCCUUCAACUCAUUAUGAGGCUCAGAUCAGAUUAGUGCUUUCAUCUAAAGAUAGUCCCUACAGUGGUCGGCCAUCUGAAUGGUCACAGCCAAAAGGGUUUACCACAGGUCCAGCUUCUGGGUCUGUUACCACCAUUAUCUACAUAUUGAUUGGUCUAUUCGUGGCUGUGAUCUUCAUUGUUUUGUACAACGCCCUUCCAGUCUUUCACAGAAAGAUUGAAUUAUGGAAGGGAUCAAUUCCAUCACCCAUACACAGCAAAGUGAUGGAGGGAAUUAUCAAGUCCUCCUCUGGAUGGCCAUAUCUCCAAAGCGAGAAAGAGAAGACCUCAAUGUGUGUCAUACAGGCAACAGACAAUAUCAGCAUCUGCAAAAGCAGUGUCUCUGGGGAUCCACUUUUGUUUUACAAUGAGGACGUGAUUUCCAAUGCUACCCUUAAAAAAGGAUGGCCAGAUGAAAUGAGCAAUGCACACUCCUAUGUGGGCGAGAGCAUGUACCCGGACCAUUCAGGAAUAAGCUUCAGCGGACCCUAUAUUCUGUGCUGUGAGGAUUCCUGCGAUCAGGAGGAAAUCAUCGAUGUGUCUUCCGAUGAAAGUCACAGGUGCAUGUGUGGAACCGCUAACAAUUCUGGUGCAAUAAAUGGAGGCUAUGUCAUGACUCCUCCCACCGCCAUGUCAGUAACUCGAGACCCCACCCAUGUCGACAGCUCGACCAAUAAUCCAACAGAUGAACCCCCUGCAUACACCCCCAGAUUAGAUCAGGGGGGUAUUGUCCACCCUCAUCCUUCAGGUUAUUUCAUGAUGCCGUGUGUUGGCAUGAUCCAAUCAGAGCCAAAGGGAUAUGUGGCGCUGUCACAGCCUGGAACGUAACAAUGACUUUUGGUUUGCAAAAAAUCUUAAACUUUUAAUAAGAGGAGCCCAAUGACCCAACUGAAGAUGAGGGCUUGGAAGUGGCAUGAUAUUGAGCAAAACAGGUUCAGAUGUUUGCUUUAUCCAAACUGUCACUUUAUUUCGAUACAGAUCAAAUGUAAUGAAUAUGGUUAAAGUCGCCAUGAAACUGAAGUAGCGUUGUCCCAUUUCUUUCCCGUGGUGACGUAUAUCCGGGUGACAUGGCUUCUGAAAUGUAAAAAAAAAUGUAGAGCUGGGGCAUGUUCAAUCUCACACCGGUGCGCAACGUUUUGCUACGGUUUCCGGGUUGAACGACAUGUUUCCUUGAAACGGUGUGCAACGGAAUCCAACAGGUUUUAGAAGCGUUUUCUGUUGUUUGGUGGGUGUGUCAGAAAUGUCGGUCCAAUCAGCGGCAAGAUGUAUAAAACCACGCGAUAGUAAAGAGACAGCUCCCUCAAUGGGUUCAAGUUGGAAUGUUGUCUUUCAUUCUGGACGGCAAGGUCAGUGACUGUAACAUCGAGGGUAUUUUACAGUAUUAAACACACAUUUAUAACGAUUUCAUCAGGCUUCAGAAACAUUUAAAAAAGAACACAAAGAAUGGCCUCUCAGCUACCGUAGUUGCAACUCUUGCGUCAUCACAACAGGGUGUUCAAUGCAUCACCGUUUCAGUUUAAUAAACGUUGUGCAACGUUCUGUCGGGGCUGAACGCAGCCCUGGACUUGAAUUCGUCUUUUGAGAACUGAUUGGACAGUUGGAAGUUGGUUCAUGUUGCUAUUUGAUAAUUGCUGCAAUGUUUUCCCGGACCCCGCCCACCUGCUAUGACCGGAAGUUAAGAGAGAUCGUUUCGAGAUUUGCAUUUUUGAUUAAAGAUUUUGAGGACACAUGCAUGAAUUUUUUAAAAAUAAUGAAGCUCACUAACAAGUAAUUUGUAAAAAAAUACCACAAUAUUCCAAAACAAAUUACAGUUUUCAUUUCAAUUUCAUUGCGACUUUAAAGACUGGAUGGACGCGCUAAUAGAAGGACAUUUUACGAAGUGAAAGCUAUUAUGCUGUAACAAGGUCUGGCCAAUAGAUGACAGUGUUGCAUAAAGUGAAUGUUUAAGAAAUGCCAGUCAGUCCGCUGUAUACAGCUAGAGCUUUAUGGAGUAAUGCAUUAGUUGACUAAUGAAUGUAUUUUUUUUAAUAUUAUUUUUUGAAUUGUUGUGUUUUAUGUAUUUUGUAAAGCUGAUUUGCAAACUGUGAAAAGCGCAUAAUACAUGUAAAUUAAGCCGCAAAUAUCAAUGCAAUAUGGUAAAGUCUUACACUUUUUUUUUUUUUUUCUGCUUAAAAAACUGCUUAAAAUACGUAGAGACUCCAUUCAGUUUCAUUCAAUGGUGAUCUAUUUUAAGUUUUUAUAAACUUAAUAGUUUUGAGGAAAUUAAAGAUUACAGUUUUAUAUUUAGCAUUUUGGCUUACAUUUCUAGAAUCGGCUCAAAUGAGUGUUAUGACAACCAAAUCUAAAAUCCUCUUGCCUAAAACUUUAACACUACUUUAGUUUCUUUAGACAAUCAAUGAGAACAUCUAAGUGUACUUAUAUGUGCUAUUUUAAGACACCAUGAAUAUGAACUAAAAUGUGCUAUAAAAGUAUGUGUGUAUGUAUAUAUAUAUAUAUAUAUAUAUAUAUA
Molecule: messenger RNA, 3753 nt
Organism: Paramisgurnus dabryanus
Lineage: Eukaryota; Metazoa; Chordata; Actinopteri; Cypriniformes; Cobitidae
Source: RefSeq, a predicted model, not a curated record